CUUUCAGCAAACAACAAACAAAGAUGGCAGUAGGAGGAAUCCCGAUAUGCGUGCAGUGUGGAACAAAGAGCAACCCGUGCCGGUGCAAGGUGGUGGGGCCCACGGUGGGGUUCUUGGCCUUUGCAGCGGCGGCGAUAGUGGAGUGGCCUGUGGGAGCGGUGGUUUACUUAUUCCGCCACAUGAAAGGCCGCCGUAUUAUGGCUCACCCUGCCACCGUUGUCUACCCCACCGUCAAUAGAGCUAUUCCUAUUUAAGGAUUUAAAUGCGUCUUUAUGUAUGUUAAAAUAAAAGGCGGUGUGUUUUCUUUGGAAUGGUUGCGGAUUGGUCUGUCUUCUUUGGAAUGGUUGCGGAUUGGUCACCAGCAUAGUCUAUGUUUACGAGUGUGGGUGGCCAUUGGUUUAUCCGGGUGAUCGAACUUUUGAUGUCGGUUCAAAAAAUAUAUAACAUGUUGUUGUUUGAUUAUGUUUGUUAUUUAAUCUUCAUUUACGCAUAACGUAUAUCUAAAUAAAAAGUUGUUCUUCACCAAGAAACUUUUGAAGAAAAUUUGUUGGUUGGCUAAUUAA
Molecule: messenger RNA, 563 nt
Organism: Helianthus annuus (common sunflower)
Lineage: Eukaryota; Viridiplantae; Streptophyta; Magnoliopsida; Asterales; Asteraceae
Exons: 2
Coding region: 24-254 (76 amino acids)
Source: RefSeq, a predicted model, not a curated record